AUGGAUCUUAUUGAAGCAAAGGAGUUGCUUUGCUUGGACCUCGUUACUACUGCUGGUUGUCCUACUGCUGUAGAAGCCACUGUGGCUUGCUGCGACCAGGAACUAGAGUUCAACUGGAACUGA
Messenger RNA from Fibroporia radiculosa, 123 nucleotides. RefSeq lists its product as uncharacterized. NCBI's taxonomy places the organism in Eukaryota, Fungi, Basidiomycota, Agaricomycetes, Polyporales, Fibroporiaceae. The record is from RefSeq and is a predicted model, not a curated record. The coding region runs from base 1 to 123 and encodes 40 amino acids. The transcript is spliced from 2 exons.